Molecule: messenger RNA, 279 nt
Organism: Monoraphidium neglectum
Lineage: Eukaryota; Viridiplantae; Chlorophyta; Chlorophyceae; Sphaeropleales; Selenastraceae
Product: 60S ribosomal protein L10a
Exons: 3
Coding region: 1-279 (92 amino acids)
Source: RefSeq, a predicted model, not a curated record
AUGAGCAAGAUCUCGAGCGACGUCCUCCGCGAGGGGAUCCAGACCAUCCUGGAGGGCUCCCGCACCAAGCAGCGCAAGUUCACCGAGACGAUCGAGCUCCAGAUCGGCCUCAAGAACUAUGACCCCCAGAAGGACAAGCGCUUCAGCGGCACCGUGAAGCUGCCCUACAUCCCGCGCCCCAACAUGAAGGUCUGCGUGCUUGGUGACGUCAAGCACUGCGAGCAGGCGGCCCUCACCUCAAGCGCCGCCCUCCAGUACGGCGCCCGUGGCCUGUCAUGA